Messenger RNA from Trichoderma asperellum CBS 433.97, 1529 nucleotides. RefSeq lists its product as uncharacterized. The record is from RefSeq and is a predicted model, not a curated record. Gene Ontology annotation, biological process: exocytosis. Gene Ontology annotation, molecular function: guanyl-nucleotide exchange factor activity. Lineage: Eukaryota; Fungi; Ascomycota; Sordariomycetes; Hypocreales; Hypocreaceae. Gene Ontology annotation, cellular component: Golgi to plasma membrane transport vesicle; cell tip.
AUCUCUGCCUGUCUCCCUUAUAAAGUUUGUGUCUGCCCCUGUCGAGCGCUCCACUAACACACGCGACAUUCCCUUAAACCACCCCGCCAGCGCACUUGCAUCUGCUUCUCCAACCCUACGACAAGCCCAACUACUUGGGUGCGCAGCAGGCACUGACCUCAUCUCAUCUUUUUUUUUUUUUUAUCUUUUUUCUGGUCUUGAGCGAGAGGCGAGAGCUCGGCUCAUCUUGUGCCGAAAGCGGCUGGAAAAAGGCAUACAGAAGGAAACCUGAGCAACAUCUGGCUACUAUGUCGUCCACCAUGGUCGUUACGGCCGCUGCUUCGAAAACAACUUCCCUCUUCGUCGAUCCCAGCCCGUCCUGCUGCCCCAGUUGCGGCGUCGUGAUCCCCCCCCAAGAUGCCGAGCCCCCAUCAACCCAGCUGCUCGAGGCUCAGGCCCGCAUCGCCGAGCUCGAAACCCAGGUCUUCCAGCUGAACCAGAAGGCCACGGCUGCCGUAGACCGCUGGGCCGACUACGAGGCAGAGCUGUCCAAGUUGCGAGCCAUGCUCCCUCCGUCAACGCCCGAACAGCCCGCCAGUGCGGCAUCUCAUAGUCCCACCCGCUCGUCCUUCUUCCAGGCUGGCGCGACGAGAAUCUCCGCGUUGAUGUAUUCGCGUCGACCACAAACCGCGAGCCCUCCGGCGAUAUCCAGGGCCGUGCCUCCCGUGACGCCGCCGCCGACUGAAGCGAGAGUGAUGACGACGACGACAACGACGGCGACGAUGACGAGAAACAGCGGCCGCACGGCAGAAGACCUGCUUGAGGCUUUGAAUAAGGAGCAGAUGCUGCGUAAAGCGGCAGAGGGUCGCCUCAACGAAACGAACAGGGAACUCGAGGACCUCAGUGCGACGCUCUUUGAGCAGGCCAACGAGAUGGUGGCUACGGAGCGUCGCGCCAGGGCCGCCCUAGAGCAGAAAGUAUCGGAACUCGAGCAGCGAGAUGUGGAGAAGAGGAUACGGUUGGACAAGCUGGAGCUGGCUAUGCAUCGAAUCGAAAAAGUCAAGACCCUGCUGAUAGAAGGAUACGACGCAGAGGCUCUGUCGUUGGCGUCUAGAGAUAUUGAAUGAAAGGAUACACGAAUGAAUGAACAGGAAAAAAAGUAAUACUGGGCGAAUUGGAUGGAUUGGUCGCAUGGAUUGGGUUACGGAAUAUCAGAUUAAACGGGAACUGGAAGCGUUAAGAUCUAUUUGUAUUGAUUCUUUUUUUCUUUUCUUACGCUUUUCUUCUGUUGAUGAUUGGGCAAUGCGCAAGAAUAUGAACAUGCCCUGGCUUUGACUUUGAUUUCACAACUCUUGGGCUUGCACGACUGGAGGGUGUUUCCGAGGAGUGCGUAGUAAGGUGUUUUAUAUAUAUCAACUAAUCACUAGGUGGAGAGAAAUGAGAAGCAAAAUGCAUCUUGACGGUGGCGCCGUGUAAGAGAUUACACUUGUGAAAGUAUUUGCCUGCGAUUCUAUAUAAAACGCCUUCGUACCCCUACGCCGUUGGUAUGU